UCUCGAUACGGCACGGCGGCAACCUGCAAGACAGAUUGUUCCAGGCCAAGAUGUUAAGUUUGGUCUGGUCCUCUCCCUCAUGCGACACCUUUUCCACCAAUUGUUCUCUACCUUCUCGUGUUCACAACCAGUCAUGAAGAAACCCCUCAUCGCUGUUAUUGGUGCAACUGGCACCGGCAAGUCCAAGCUUGCAGUAGAUCUGGCCUCGCGCUUCAAUGGUGAAAUUAUCAAUGGGGAUGCGAUGCAAAUGUACCGCGGCCUCCCGAUCAUCACCAAUCAAAUCCCCUUGGAGGAACGGAAUGGUAUUCCGCACCACCUACUCAGCUGUGUUGAAAUCGAGGAAGAACCUUGGUGGAUUGGCAGAUUUAAGCAGGAGAGUCUCCGCUUGAUUGACCAAAUCCACGCAAAAGGGAAACUCCCCAUCCUGGUCGGAGGUACACAUUACUAUACACAAGCCGUGCUAUUCAACGAUCAGCUGGUCGAUGCAGACCAAGACUCUGUUAAUGAUGUUGCUGUCUUCCGUGAAGGCAACAGUGACAAGGACUCACCCACUAAGUGGCCAAUUCUUGACGCUGCGCCAGAAGUGGUGUUGCAGAAACUCAGGGAAGUCGAUCCGGUUAUGGCAGACAGAUGGCACCCAAAUGAGGCCCGGAAGAUCCGGCGCUCCCUAGAAAUCUAUCUUCAAACUGGGCGACCCGCAUCGGAAGUUUACACAGAACAAGAGCAGCUGAAACGAGCCGAUACGGCGCGUGACGACUUUUCCCUCGGCGCGGGCCGAUUACGGUAUCCGACGAUGAUAUUCUGGGUGCACUCGGAGAAGCAAACACUCAACGCCCGAUUAGAGAAGCGAGUGGGAGCGAUGAUAGACCAGGGAUUAAUGGAUGAAGCUAGGCGCAUGUUUGAUUUCGCCCAGGAGAAGCAAGCGCAGGGCAAUCCCAUUGAUCACACCCGAGGAGUGUGGAUUUCUAUCGGUUACAAGGAGCUAGCACCUUACUUCGAUGCCUUCUACAAGGGGUCCAUGAGUCCCCUUGAGCUGGAAGCCUUGAAACAAAGUUGCGUUGAUUCGAUCAUGUCUGCGACGCGACAAUAUGCGAUGUCGCAGAUCAAAUGGAUACGAAACAAAUUAUGGCGAGCAGUCGCAGAUGCUGACGCCACUAAUCGUCUCUUCAUUCUUGAUAGCACAAAUGUUGAGGCAUGGGAGGAGGCUAUUACGAAGCCAUCAGAAAUCCUGGUUCGAGCUUUGCUGAAUGAUGAACCCACCCCUGAUCCCAAGUCGUUAUCGGAUCUGGCCAGGUUCAUCUUAAGUGCCAAAGAGGCGCAACCGCAGAGAGACUCCACUUCUUUGCUCAAAUGUAUGACGUGCAAGGUCUGCAACAAGAUCAUGCAGGGCGAGGAGCAAUGGGAAAUUCACCUCAAUGGGAAUGCACAUAAAAGAGCCCUCAAGAGUGCAGCCAAGAAGGCUGCACGCGAUGAGUACCUUCGGAGACGACAGAUUAGUCUCAGCACGGGUGAUCAGCCGGAGAACAAUAGUAAAGCCGCAAUUGAAGAGGGCUCAGUGUAACAGUGCCAAUCGCCAGCUGUUGCUGAAUCAAUCUUGUGCUGGUCCGCCGAACCCAAGUAUACAUUGAAAGAAAGAUGUAAGGUACUCUUGCAGCUGGGCACAAGCCGUGAAGUGGGCUUCUCUUUGUGUUGUAGAGAGACAAAAAAUCGCAAACCAUGGACUAUAGGAAGUUUCCGAUCAAGCAACCAUCAGCCGCAGAUAUCCAAUGCACUGAACACAUAAGCUCGUGGGAUAACAGAGAGUGAGAUCAGGCUAGU
Molecule: messenger RNA, 1818 nt
Organism: Aspergillus homomorphus CBS 101889
Lineage: Eukaryota; Fungi; Ascomycota; Eurotiomycetes; Eurotiales; Aspergillaceae
Product: tRNA dimethylallyltransferase
Exons: 2
Coding region: 80-1561 (493 amino acids)
Biological process (GO): tRNA modification
Cellular component (GO): mitochondrion
Molecular function (GO): ATP binding; tRNA dimethylallyltransferase activity
Source: RefSeq, a predicted model, not a curated record